GAUAAAUAAAUAUUCAAAGUGGAGUGAUCUGAGAUCUUAUUAAUAUGAAAAUCAAAAGAAACACUCGAAAUAUUUAAUUAGGAAAAAAAGAAUUCUAGAUCAAGUUUUCAUUUUCAUUUCAUAACGUCGUACAUAUGUGAAAAGUUUGAUUAAGUUUAUCAACAUUCUAACCUUUGAAAGUCAAGACUAAAUUGUUGGAAUAUUUUACGCUUGAUUAAAAAAGAGUCGAAAAGCAGCGGAAUUUGGCAUUUCAAAUUACAGAAAAAAAGAAAUAAAAGAAAAUUGUUACAGAAGAAAAAUCCAAGCGUUCCGAUUCCGGACGUUACUAGCGAGAAGAAAUCACGUCAACAGAAAAUAAAAUCAUGUCAAUGAUCAAGAAACCGGAUUAUUUCAUCACACACAACGGACUUCCAAACAUUCUUUUUGCUCAUAACCGGCAAUCGAUAACAGAAACAAAAGUAUCAACUUCUUGUGAUCGCGUGUUAAGUCAUAAACAACAUCAACAUCAACAAAAGCAACAAAACAUCCACGCACUGAUUACAAAUAAAAGAUUUAGCGACAUGGAAUCGAAUCAACAGGCGCAUGUGAUGCAAUUUAACGAAAAAAAUAUCAGAAAUCGGGAGAUUAAAGAAAGUUUACGUCACAAUAAUAAAACAGCAAAAGAUCUGAUAAACAUGGGAAUUGUUAGAAGUAGUAGUUGCAAUCGUCGAAAUGAACAUUCACGUAUAUUAUCAGCGACAACAAAGUUUACUUGUGCUGAUAACAACGAAUUCUAUCGCAAAAGCAAAAGAUCACAGGAAGUGAGAAAUGAAGCAAACAGAGGAAAUAACAAACUGACGUAUCAAAGAAAAUAUGACAAUACAAUCUUUCGACAUGAUCUUCCUGAUCGAAUCGUUUUACCGCCGUUGCCAAUUUGAAGUAUAGGAAUUUUCAAAUAAAACUUAAAUUUAAAUGAUUACAAAAACUUUCUUUCACUUACCUGAAGAGAUUAUCUGAGAUGAGA
Molecule: messenger RNA, 1003 nt
Organism: Clunio marinus
Lineage: Eukaryota; Metazoa; Arthropoda; Insecta; Diptera; Chironomidae
Source: the annotation of a GenBank genome assembly